Molecule: messenger RNA, 8500 nt
Organism: Cheilinus undulatus (humphead wrasse)
Lineage: Eukaryota; Metazoa; Chordata; Actinopteri; Labriformes; Labridae
Gene: kif21b
Product: kinesin family member 21B
Exons: 35
Coding region: 325-5412 (1695 amino acids)
Biological process (GO): mitotic spindle organization; microtubule-based movement
Molecular function (GO): ATP binding; microtubule binding; microtubule motor activity
Source: RefSeq, a predicted model, not a curated record
UUCUGAGGAGCGCUCAUAUGCUUCACUCACACUCUCUUCACAAAAGAUGUAGUGGGAGAGAGCGAGCACGGACAGACAGACAGAAAACAGCGGGUUAAACUCUGCGAUGUGACAGUCACCGCUGAGCCAGAAAUGACCGCCACAGCGGAGGAGAAGCAGACAGGAGGAGUCCGGCAGAGGCUUCUCAUCGCGGGCAGGUCUUGACGUCUGCUACCGCUGACCCGAGACUCCCAGCACCGCCGCAGCACCGCACUGUUACGCUCACUGAGAAACUCCACGCAGCCGAAAUACUCCACAGCCCGUCAGUGAACCUUGAAAAAGAGAAUGGCGAGCCAGGGCGACUGCUGCGUGAAGGUUGCGUUGAGGAUUCGUCCUCAGAUGGCCAAGGAGAAGAUCGAGGGCUGCCACGUGUGCACGCUGGUCACACCUGGAGAACCGCAAGUCCUGCUGGGAAAGGACAAAGCCUUUACGUACGACUUUGUGUUUGACAUAAACUCAGAGCAGCACCAGAUCUACCAGGCCUGUGUGUACAAACUCAUCGAGGGCUGCUUUGAGGGAUACAACGCCACUGUGUUUGCCUAUGGGCAGACUGGUUCAGGAAAGACAUACACCAUGGGCACGGGCUUCGAUGUGAGCUUGAGUCCACCUGAACAGGGAAUCAUCCCGCGGGCUGUCCACCAGCUGUUCGAGGGGAUCCAGAGCAGGAGGGUGCGCGCCCAGCAGGCCGGCAGCCAACCACCUGAGUUUAAAGUCAGCGCCCAGUUCCUGGAGUUGUACAACGAGGAGAUCCUGGACCUGUUUGACGGAGCCAGGGACCCAGAGAGUCGGAGCAGAAAGUCCAACAUUAAGAUUCACGAAGAUGCCAGCGGCAGCAUCUACACCACAGGAGUCACCUCCAGACUAGUGCAAUCAGAGGAGGAGCUGUUGCAGUGUUUGAAGCUUGGCGCUCUGUCCCGCACCACAGCCAGCACCCAGAUGAACGCUCAAAGCUCCCGCUCACACGCCAUCUUCACCAUCCACCUCUGUCAGAUGAGAGUGUGCCAGCAGCCUCAAAUGAAUGGAGGAGGGGAGAACGGGGAGUUGAAUGGUGUGGACUCAGGCCCAAUUGCCCAGCCUGAGUUUGAGACCCUGAUGGCAAAGUUUCACUUUGUGGACCUCGCUGGAUCUGAGAGGUUGAAACGCACUGGAGCUACAGGAGAGAGAGCUCGAGAGGGAAUCUCCAUCAACUGUGGACUGCUGGCCCUGGGAAAUGUGAUCAGUGCUUUAGGGGACCAAACUAAAAAAGGGGGACACGUCCCAUACAGAGACUCCAAACUCACUCGUCUGUUACAGGACUCACUGGGAGGAAACAGUCGCACGGUGAUGAUUGCCUGUGUCAGCCCAUCAGACCGGGACUUCAUGGAGACCCUGAACACGCUGAAGUACGCCAACCGAGCGCGAAACAUCAAGAACAAGGUGGUAGUGAACCAGGACAAGACCAGCCAGCAGAUCAGUGCCCUGCGUGCUGAGAUCGCCCGCCUUCAGAUGGAGCUGAUGGAGUACAAGGCGGGGAAGCGUGUUGCUUGUGAGGAUGGCUCAGAGGGCUUUAGUGACCUGUAUCAGGAGAACGCCAUGCUGCAGAGAGAGAAUGACACACUGCGCCUCAGAGUGAAGGCCAUGCAGGAGACCAUCGACCACCUCAACACCAGAGUAACACAUCUACUGGCCAAUGAGGUCAGCACUCUGCUCACCAAGUCAAGUGAAGGCAAUGAGGAGAUCGGAGCUUUAAUCCAAAACUACAUCAGAGAGGUUGAAGAGCUGAGAACCAAACUACUUGAGAGCGAGGCCAUGAACGAGUCACUGCGACGGCACGCAGCCCGAAUGUCCUCUCGUUCCCCAUUCCCUUCCUCUUCCCUCACCCCUGCCCCCGGCCACCCACCUGGCUCCUCUCCUGCUCCCAUGUCCAUGGAGGCUGAGAUGACAGAUGUGUUACGUCGGGCCAAGCUGGACAUAGAGAGGCUGAAGAAGAAGGAGAGGAGGCAGAGGAGGAUGAGUCCAGAGUUGGAGAAGGGUCUGAAGAAGAGAGUGAAACUGCACACUCAUGAGAAUGGAGAGAACGGGCAGAGUCGUGAAAACGGAGAGAAUGGAGAGAUAGACUCAGAUGAUAAUUACACUGAGGACAUCAUGUCUCCACUGCAGGAGGAGAGCGGCUGUGAUGAAGACGAAGGGGAGGACGAGGAGGAAGGCAGGGAGGAGGAGGAUGGGUUCGACAGUGACGAGAGCCUGGUGGAUUCAGACUCAGACUCUGAUGAGAAAGCUAACUUCCAGGCAGACCUGGCUGAUCUGACCUGUGAGAUUGAGAUUAAACAGAGGCUGAUCGAUGAGCUGGAGAACAGCCAGCGGAGGCUGCUGAUGCUGAAGCUGCAGUAUGAGGAGAAACUCAUCCUGCUGCAGAACAAGAUCCGAGACACACAGCUGGAGAGAGAUCGCGUCCUGCAGAACCUCAUGACCAUGGAGAACUACACAGAGGAAAAGGCCAAUAAGAUAAAACAGGAGUAUGAGAAACGUCUUAAGGAGAUGAACCGAGACCUGCUUAAGCUACAAGCUGCACAAAAAGAGCAUGCUCGUCUCCUCAAAAACCAGGGGAGGUAUGAGCGGGAACUAAAGAAACUCCAGGGAGAGGUCAAUGAGAUGAAGAAAGCCAAGGUGGCACUGAUGAAACAGAUGAAGGAGGAGCAGCAGAGGAGGAGGAUGGUGGAGGCAAAGAGGAACCGAGAGAUCGCCCAGCUCAAGAAGGAGCAGCGACGACAAGAGUAUCAGAUCCGAGCUCUUGAGUCCCAGAAGCGGCAGCAGGAGCUGGUGCUGCGCAGGAAGACUCAAGAGGUGACUGCCCUGCGGCGCCUUGCUAAGCCCAUGUCAGACCGUGUAGCCGGGCGCGUGGCCCGCUGGAACCAGACACCCUCAGUUACAGACUCUGGAGCCGAGUUAUCAGCCAGCACAACAGCGAGCAGCUCUGAACCUGAGACUGGGAGGUCAGUGAGUGGACUGGUGAGGCAGUGGAACAACAAGCACAAUGGGUUUGGAUACCUCGGGGAGAGUGAGGGGAGCAUGGAUGGAACCAGAGUCAUUGGCAGUAGGAAGAAGCUGCAGCGUAAGCCAGCAGGUCUGGGAAGCAUCGCAGCAGCAGGCAGAGCCAGCAGUUUCUCCAAAUCUGCUCGACAGAAGUGGCAAACCCUGGAGCGUCGCAUCAUGGACAUUGUCAUGCAAAGAAUGACAAUCUCUAAUGUGGAAGCCGACAUGGAUCGCCUUAUUAAGAAGCGAGAGGAGUUAACAGCUCAGCAGGAAGCGCUUUCGCACAAGAGGGAGGUACUGAUGGCGGAUGGGGAGGGGCCCGAAGCAGAAGACCGCCUCCUUCUUGAAAUCAACGAGGAGAUUGAGGUGCUCAAUGCCAACAUAGACUACAUCAAUGACAGCCUGUCUGACUGCCAAGCCACCAUUGUACAGAUAGAAGAGACCAAGGAUGAGCUGGACUCAGUGGACACAUCAGUGGUGAUCAGCUCCUGCUCUCUGGCUGAGGCUCGCAACCUGCUGGACCACUUCCUGAAGGCCUCCAUUGAGAAGAGCUUACAGGUGGCUCAGAGGGAGGCUCAGAUCAGACUGUUGGAGGGUCAGCUUAGACAGACUGAUGUGAUUGGCUCAUCCCAUAACCACAUGAUUCUGGACGCCCUGCGGGAAAAGGCAGAAUACAUCCCUGAACUCCAGGCUCUUAUCCACAAUGUACAGCAAGAAAAUGGCUAUGCAAGCACAGACGAGGAGCCAUCUGAGUUCAGCCAAGCUUCUGACAGCAGUGUAUCUCAAAUGAAAGAGUCAAACAGCCAGGAUGAUUUCAAGAUGAAGAUGGAGCCUCGUCUGUCAGCACAGAUGAAGGCUGUGUCAGCGGAGUAUCUGGGUCCAGCCCUGGACCCCUCAUCGAGCAACAAGCAGCAGCACAUCACCAAGUCUCUAGCUUCACUGACCGACAUCCGGGAGGAUGGCUUGAGCCUGGGGAGAGUGAGUCUGGGGCUCAGCUUGGCUUUGAGAGACCCCUACCACAGGGACCGGGCAUCCCGCACCAUCAGCCUACCUAUCAGGGGACACACCUUUCCCAGGCAGUCUCGGGGUUAUGACACGUCCCCAAUAACAAGAAGGAAAUCUUACGACCGUGCAUACAGACCCACUGAUGGCUAUACUCCCCCCUCCUCCCCGCCUCUGAGGACCAGAAAUGACCGAAACGUGUUCUCAAGGCUCACCAGCAACCAGGCCCAAGGCUCUGCUCUUGACAAGUCGGAUGACAGCGACUCCUCGCUCUCCGAGGUGCUCAGGGGUGUGAUCAAUCCCAUCGGGGGUGUGAAGGGGGGUCGGACAGCACCCCUGCAGAGUGUUUCUGUAGCCGAAGGCCAUUCCAAGCCGGUGCUGUGUGUGGAUGCUACAGAUGAGCUGCUGUUCACUGGAUCUAAAGAUCGUACCUGUAAGAUGUGGAACCUGGUGACAGGUCAGGAGAUCGUCACCCUCAAAGGCCACCCAAACAACGUGGUGUCAGUCAAAUAUUGUCCCGCCUCCUGCCUGGUUUUCUCCGUCUCCACUUCCUACAUCAAGGUGUGGGACAUCCGUGACUCUGCCAAGUGUAUCCGCACGCUUACUUCUUCAGGGCAAGUAGUCUCUGGUGAUGCGUGUGCAGGCACCACCACCCGCACAAUAACCUUUGCACAGGGGGAGUGUCAGAUCAACCAGAUCGCCCUCAACCCUUCAGGAUCUGUGCUUUAUGCCGCUGCUGGAAACACUGUGCGCAUAUGGGAUCUCAACAAGAUGCAAGCAAUGGGGAAGCUGAUGGGCCACAUCGGCUCUGUCAUGUGCCUGACAGUGGGACAGUCUCUGCUGGGCAAAGACCAGGUCAUCACUGGCUCUAAAGACCAUUAUGUCAAGGUUUUUGACGUGGCAGAAGGAACUCUGGGCAACGUAGGCCCAGCUCAUAACUUUGAGCCACCACAUUAUGAUGGUAUUGAAUGCUUGGCUGUUAAUGGAGAUGUGCUGUUCAGUGGAUCGAGAGACAACGGCAUCAAAAAAUGGGAUUUGGAGCAGCAGGAACUCACGCAGCAAAUCCCCAACGCCCAUAAGGACUGGGUGUGUGCUCUGGCGUAUGUCCCUGGCCGACCUAUGUUGCUGAGCGGCUGUCGGGGCGGCAUGCUGAAGGUGUGGAAUGUAGAUAACUUCACCCCCAUAGGGGAGGUCAGAGCACAUGACAGCCCAAUCAACGCCAUAUGUACCAAUUCAAGACAGAUCUUCACUGCCUCCAGUGACUGCAGGGUGAAGCUGUGGAGCUAUGUGCCGGGUUUGACCCCGUGUCUUCCUCGACGUGUCCUGGCCAUCAAGGGCCGAGCAACCAGCCUCCCAUGAUUGCUUCUCCUCUGCUCACCAACCCUCCCUUCCUCUGCGACAAGACAGUGAAGAUCUGGACAUCAAAGGUUUGGAGGAAGAGGUGACAACCGUAGUGACGAUGGUUCCUUAUUUGUCAGCCAUCAUGCUUGAGCUGCUACCACAAGCACCAAGACACUGAAAACAGCUUCCAAGGCAAUCAAGGUGUAUUUUUCCUUCUUUGUCAAGGUGCAAAAUGUCAAAGUGGAGUUGGAAAAUGUAUUGGAAGGCAAAAAAAAAUUUCCCUUUCAGAUUUUUUUACUGCCAGUUUGAAAGUGCCAUUCAGGUGUGAUGCUACUGGGACAAGAGAAGCCUAAUUUGUUGUGGAUCACAAGGCAGAACAAUUUCUCUCUCGAGGUGAAGCCUGGUAUAAAAAGGAAAAAAAGUGUCCUUCUGUUCUUUCACCUAUGUUCUCAUACUCAUGAGGAACAGCAGGAGUGGAAUUUGCUGAAAGACAUGUGUAGCCAUGAAAAUUUUGUGUCUUAAAGUGAUGACACAGAGAGAAUCUGAAUCCCAACAACAAGGACACAUGUCCCUCCUUUCAGGACUGUGAACGCUGAUGAGCAUUGUGACUUUUUUUGGAUACUGAGCACACUCGCAGGUCUUGCUGUGUGUUCAUCAUGGUGACUGAUCAAUGGAAAAAUAUGUUGAAAAAACACCACUGGAUGUUCAGUUUUGUACUCUGAAAACUCCUUCCAAUCACUUUGUGUUUGUUACUGUGUUCAUCACUGAAACUAAAUUACAAGUCAUGUUUUUAAUGACUUUAACUUAUUUAUUAUUUUCCCUACCUCAGUUGUUUUGAACUUUGGAGUGAGGUGGGUGGGAACAUUUUUACGGGUCUCUGUGUUCAAACACCAGGUGCUUGACAUUUUGAAGUCUUUAUUUGAUGCCUGGCUCUUCAUCUCUGUGUGGAUGUGUCCUCUGUGGCCCUCUGACUAUCUGCCUGUCUAGCUGCUGACCUAGCAUACAGGACAGCACACGUCCAGUAGGUAGCACUGCAUUCAGAGGAAUCUCACUGGAUAUAUUAUUUGUUUUGUGAGGUGUUAAACACCUCUGCAGAUGUGUGAUGCACCCUUAGAUUACACACUCAACACAUAUGGAUGUCCUUGAGGCCAAAAUCUUGCCAUUUAGCCUGCAUAAAAAUGGAAACAGGAGCCCUACCAGUACCCCCAACCCUUUCUGCUUGGUUUUAGCUCCCCUCUGAUCUUUAAGGUUAGCAAUAGUAUUAGUCUGACAGGCUUCCACCUCCUUCCCAGCUACUGAACUUCUCUGGGAAUCACUUUUAAUUAGAGGUCUCACAACUCUACCGGCUGCUUUUCAGGCGAGAUUGCUCGGGUGAAAGUAGGUCAUAACUGAGGGGAGAUUUCUUAUUAAAAUCCUGGUUUUCUACCACCCAUUUUUGCUGCUACAUUUCAAGGCAGGAAGAAACUUCCUGUCCCCCGUGCACUGAUGUACAAAUCUGUUUAUGUGGCAAAUUAUGUGUGUGGGCAAACACACACAUUCGCACCAAAUACACAAACAUGAGUUCAGUGGCUGUUUCGGCUAUCCAUCUCGCCUGAUAGGUCUUGGCAUCCUUCACUGUGUUGAUUUAGUGUCUCUUUAAUGAAGCAGAUUCAGCGCUGCAGCACUCCACUGACGCAUACACAUGCCUACAGGCAACUGUAAUAACCCAAGUCUUAAAGUCACUUUGAUUACCCUUUUGUUGUCUCAUGCUUCUGGACAGAUAUUAGCAAGCAUGCACAUUACCUAAAGUUUAUUAAUAUGGGCUUUUGAUGCCAGUCCAAGAUGAUUUGAAAGCUUUUUGCUAUUCAACUGUCUCACAGCCUGAUUAAAAAAAUGUCUGUCAGUGUUAUAAAUCAUAGUAGAGUUUUUCAACUCUAAAAUCAAAGUCUUUCCAUUGAGGUAAAAAAAUAAAUCUUUUGAUUUAGUGCUUUCUUUCCAAUAAAAGACCCAAAAACAGAUGUAGUAAAACUAAAGCUAGGACCAACUUUAACAGCAUCAAAGGUCCUGAAGCUAGCAAAUGCUUUCUGUAUUCUUCCUGCAAAUUCUCCCUUUCUCAGCGAGAAUUUGUACUGCUGUUGUUGCCAACAAGGUUGAAGCUGCUUAAACUCUCCAAAAGCAAUUCUGUGGGUUUUGGUUACAUGUUUCUGAGGUGUCUAGGGUUGGGGAUAAAAAUGUGUCUUUGAGAGUAAUUUGUUUAAGCGUUCUUGGUUUUUAUUCUACACUACACUAGAAAACUCAGGUGAAGGUUUAAAUAUAUUGUUAGUCAUACUUAAGUAAAGACUCAACCUUGUGAAUUUAGCUAGCUCUUUGAAUCAACCAAAUGCCUUGUUUGAGUGAUUAUUUUUACUUUGAAAAAAGGUACUACCAAUGUACCAACCUUUUUGUAAAAGACAAACUUCCAUAUUUUGUUUUUGCAUUUGAUUCCCUUUACUUAUUAUCUAUGUACUGUGCUUUUUUUCGAGCAACAUGUUUGCAUCUUAAAUGACAUAUUCACAACCGGUCAAAAAGUCUUGCAACUUUGAAAUGUGCACUGAAUUUUGAACAUAAUUUCUUGUUCAAAACAUGUAAUAAUGUUUCAAUUGUAUCAUAGUUUAUCUGAAAAACUGGAGUGAGCGGUACUUAAUGUGUUCAGUGGGGAUAUUAAGCUCCUACAUAACAGGGUCUUUUUGACCGUUAGUCAGGCUCCUCCCUUUACUUUUCACUUUAAACAAUUUUGUGCUAAAUAGCCAAAAUGACCCUGCUUGGCAGAUCUUAAAUGGUUUGAUGUGAUAACAAUGCCAUGGUAACUUCUGUGUUUCACUUUUUCUUCUCCAGUCUGCUACUUAUACACCAUAAUUAAACACAGGCCAUUUGUCUUAGACUUCACUCUCAGGGUGUGAAGAUAAAAUGCUGAAAAAUGUUGAACAAAUAUUUCCAGUUUUGCAAAAUUCUGUGAACAAGAGAAAUCAGAUAUACAGUGCUUAAAAAAUUUAUUAGACCUCCCUACCCAAAGUAAGGUUUAUGCCACAGCUGCCCUAAAUUAAUAGCGUUGGUAAUUACCAGAAUCAUUUUUUAUGUUUCUGCAAUG